AUGGCUCCAAGUAGGAAGGCAAAACCAGAAAUGAGUGCUUUUGAGCGUCGGAGACUCGAAAACAUUGCGGCAAAUCAAGCAAUGUUAAAAGACCUUAGCACGACAGCACAGAAAAUUGUCCCAAAACCGCCACCGAAACGAAAAUCAACAACUGGAAAGAAAGCGGCUCGAGUCCAAAAAGUGGCCUUUAGGCCAACCCGUACAAGUUCACGUCUGGCUGGUAUUGAAGCUGAUAGCGAGACUGCGAAACGUAAAGCGGAGGUCGAACUGGAAUUUGCAAAGGAGGUCUCGCAAGCCAAUAGGCAGCGAGUUGUUGGAGAUUUAAAUAUUAAUGACAUUGUUGUCGAAGGGAGGAAAUGGAAGCAGGAAAACGACUUUUUAUCUGGUGUCAUGCGUGGCGCCCAGCCCAAUCUGAGGACCUUUACCGAAGAUGAUAUUAAAGAGACGACGGAUGAAGGAUUGAAGGCUUUGAGAGAGAAAAUGAGCGGAUUAGAACUAUAUAAACUAUACGAGCCUAAUCGGAAUGUUGGACUGUUCGAUGCAUCACAAGGAGGUCCGGAAGUUAAGAUGGAAGACGAUGAAGAUGACCAAGAUACCGCAGAGCCCGCUAUCACUGCAUUCAAGAUACAUUCUAGAUCAAUUUCUUCUUUUGUAUUUGGUGCAGACGGAAACACGCUUUAUUCAGCUUCAUAUGAUUCUUCAGUUCGCAAACUUGAUCUACAGAAAGGAGUAGCUGUUGAGGCAUUCGCCCCAGAUUCUAUAGAUGAAGACAUGCCUAUAUCUAGUAUCGCCAUACCGUCUACCAAUCCGAAUCUCUUAUGCUUUUCUACCCUCGAUGGCCGAUUUGGACGACAUGAUAUGCGAACUCCAUCCAACAGUGAAAUCUGGUACCUCUCGGACAAAAAGAUAGGUGGAUUUUCUUUACACCCAUUGCAUCCCCAUCUUGUGGCUACAGCAUCAUUAGAUAGGAUGUUAAAGAUCUGGGAUCUGCGGAAAAUAACAGGGACAGGUAGCUCGAGGCAUCCAGUUUUACUGGGUGAGCAUGAGUCUAGGCUUUCAGUAUCUCAUGCUUCAUGGUCCCCUGCUGGUCAUGUGGCAACUUCUUCAUACGAUGACACUAUUAAGAUUCAUUCGUUUCUUGACGCCGGUUCUUUCAAAACAGGACAUUCACUCGAUGAUGCUGCAAUGAAGCCGACAACUGUUAUUAAACACAACAACCAAACCGGACGUUGGGUAACUAUAUUGAAACCCCAUUGGCAAGAGAAGCCAGAGGAUGGUAUUCAGAAAUUCGUGAUUGGAAAUAUGAACCGGUUCUGCGAUGUUUAUUCGGCGGAUGGGGAACAGUUAGCACAAUUAGGGGGUGAUGGUCUUAUAACAGCUGUCCCAGCCGCUGCACAGUUUCAUCCUACGAAGGACUGGGUUGCAGGUGGGACGGCGGCAGGGAAAUUGUGCCUUUGGAUGUAA
Messenger RNA from Sclerotinia sclerotiorum 1980 UF-70, 1464 nucleotides. RefSeq lists its product as hypothetical. NCBI's taxonomy places the organism in Eukaryota, Fungi, Ascomycota, Leotiomycetes, Helotiales, Sclerotiniaceae. The record is from RefSeq and is a predicted model, not a curated record. Gene Ontology annotation, biological process: regulation of DNA damage checkpoint. Gene Ontology annotation, cellular component: nucleus. Gene Ontology annotation, molecular function: DNA binding; protein binding. The transcript has 2 exons. The coding region runs from base 1 to 1464 and encodes 487 amino acids.